AUGGAAGUCUCUGGACGUAAGGAAUCUUCUGUUAGAUUAUGCCAGCCGUGCCAGCGUGACGGUGAUACUGUACAAGCAGAGGGCUAUUGCGAUAAUUGUAACGAAUUUAUAUGUUCAUCAUGCAUAAAGGCACACCGGAAGUUGGCAACAACCAAAUAUCAUGUUAUCAAAUCCGAAGAUGAAAUGCCGAGAUAUCAGACUCAAACUGACCCGUGCACUGAACUAUGUGAUGUUCAUGUAAACGAAAUAGUAAAGUUUUAUUGUCAAGAGCACGACAGCGUUGGUUGUGGAGAUUGUAUGGUACUUCAACAUACCUCUUGCAAGGUUCAGCUCGUUUCCGAUGUAUCAAGUAAUUAUGGCUUCAAUGUCGACCUCGAUUUGAUUAAACAUAGAAUUGAUAACCUCAGGAAAAACCUUGUUCUUUGUAAAGAAGAAAUAAAAUGCAGUUUGGAAGCAGCGGAUCAAAUAAAGACCGAGGUCGUUAAAGAAAUUAAGUUAUUUAGUAAAGAAAUGGAUAAUUAUCUAGACAAAAUGGAAGCAGACCUUUUACAAAAAGUUGAAGAAAUGAAUGAUAGAGAUGUAUCGUCACAAAAAAAGCUUCAAGGUCAGUGCGAGGCAUUAUCUGAUGAAAUGAAAGAAUUUCAAAGAAAACUGGAUCAGUGCAAAUACAAGGUCAACAAUUUGUUUGUGACAUCUAAGCGUGUACAGAGAAGUUUGGAAAAAUGUCAAAAAAUAAAUGAAACCAUUUCAGCCAAGAGUCAGAUAAACACUUUAAAUUUUAAAGUAUCUGAAGGUUUUGAUACUUUGAAGAAACAUAAAACACCCUUUGGCAGUCUUGAAACAAAAGUAAAAACAUUUUCAGGACAAUGCAAGAAAUGUGUUUAUGACGUGAAGGCACAUUUUGUUAACAAAGUAAAUUGCCAGGCAAAAAAUGAAGGAAAUUGUUUUAUAACAGGAAUUACUUUUAUAUCUGAAGCUGAAAUUCUGUUAGCAGACCGCAACAACGAAUCGUUAAAAAUUUUAAAUUAUAGAGAUAAUAAAGUCACCUCAACAUUGAAAUUGUCAGAUUUUUCCACAGACAUAACCAAAAUUAGUUCAUCAUCUGCUGCAACAUGUAUACCACAUGAAGGCAAAAUCGUGUUUUUGAAUACGCAAAACGGUUUGACUGAAAGUCACAGUCUGAAUGUCAGGAAAGGAUGUGUUGGAAUAAAUCAUCGCAAUGGUAUAUUGGCAGUGGCCUUUCUUAAUCCUCCCGCUGUUCAGGUAUUGGACAUGGAAGGUCAAAUCCUCCAUGAGGUUAGAGAUACAAGCAUAUUGAAAUAUCCGAUGUAUGUAUAUCUGAGUACAGAUAAUAAAUAUAUGUUUGUGUCGGACAGUGGCAGCGGUGUCGUGUAUAAAUUUACACUCCAAGGAGAACUGGUAUCUCAGUGGGAAACCGAGAAUAAUGGUACACCAGCAGGCUUAACAGUCACAAACUGCGGAUGUGCUGUUGUUUGUUAUGCAAUGAAAAGCGAUCUGCUUGGAGUUAUUGUACCUGUACCAACCAAGCCCUAUGUUGCACAGGCACGAGUAUCGGACCUGGGAAGAAAAAAAUAUGACCCGAUAGACAGGCCAUCAAAAAGGCUGUAUGAAUCGGAUAGUGGCACUGAUGAAAUGAGACAGACACAGAGAGUAGGGCCACCACAAGUUAUGACCAAGCAACAACGCCCAAAGAGUCACAAAGCCUACUUUCAUCUCCGCCUUCGGCUUAUCUGCACAGGCAUUUUGGCGAGCGGAGGCCAGCAGUGA
Messenger RNA from Ruditapes philippinarum (Manila clam), 1788 nucleotides. RefSeq lists its product as uncharacterized. Gene Ontology annotation, molecular function: zinc ion binding. Bases 1 to 1788 code for a protein of 595 amino acids. The transcript is spliced from 3 exons. NCBI's taxonomy places the organism in Eukaryota, Metazoa, Mollusca, Bivalvia, Venerida, Veneridae. The record is from RefSeq and is a predicted model, not a curated record.